AUGACCAACAUUCGCAAAACCCACCCCCUAUUAAAAAUUGUUAACCACUCCCUAAUUGACCUUCCUGCUCCAUCAAACAUCUCUGCCUGAUGAAACUUUGGCUCUCUACUAGGCCUGUGCCUUAUAAUUCAAAUUUUCACUGGCCUAUUCUUAGCCAUACACUACACCUCUGACACAACAACAGCAUUCUCAUCAGUAACCCAUAUUUGCCGAGAUGUUAACUAUGGCUGACUUAUCCGAUACCUCCACGCUAACGGAGCAUCUAUAUUCUUUAUUUGCCUCUACAUACACGUAGGCCGCGGAAUCUACUAUGGAUCAUACACAUACCUAGAGACCUGAAACAUUGGCAUCAUCCUCCUAUUCGCAGUAAUAGCCACAGCAUUUAUGGGUUAUGUCCUCCCAUGAGGACAAAUAUCAUUUUGGGGAGCAACCGUAAUCACUAACCUCCUAUCAGCAAUCCCAUAUAUCGGAACAACCUUAGUUGAAUGAAUCUGAGGAGGAUUUUCAGUUGAUAAAGCCACUCUUACCCGAUUCUUCGCUUUUCACUUCAUCUUGCCAUUUAUCAUUGCAACUUUAGUCUUAAUUCACCUCCUCUUUCUACAUGAAACUGGCUCCAACAACCCCACAGGAAUUCCUUCAAACUCAGAUAAAAUCCCUUUCCACCCCUACUACACAAUCAAAGACACCCUAGGUUUCCUUGUAGCCAUUCUUCUCCUCCUUAUUUUAGUCCUAUUUUCACCAGACCUAUUAGGAGACCCAGACAACUACACCCCUGCCAACCCCCUUAAUACCCCUCCCCAUAUCAAACCAGAAUGAUACUUUCUAUUUGCCUACGCUAUCCUACGCUCUAUUCCAAAUAAACUCGGAGGAGUCCUAGCUCUAGUCCUAUCCAUCCUUGUUCUAGCCUUCAUCCCAUUCCUUCAUAUGUCUAAACAACGUAGCAUGAUAUUCCGACCCAUUAGUCAAGUCCUAUUCUGAGUUCUCGUCGCAGAUCUUCUCACACUCACAUGAAUCGGAGGCCAACCAGUAGAACACCCGUUCAUCACCAUUGGACAAGUAGCAUCUGUCCUCUACUUCACCACCAUCCUUAUUCUUAUACCCCUCGCAAGCCUAAUCGAAAACAAAAUCCUCAAAUGAAG
Molecule: messenger RNA, 1139 nt
Organism: Oryctolagus cuniculus (rabbit)
Lineage: Eukaryota; Metazoa; Chordata; Mammalia; Lagomorpha; Leporidae
Source: the annotation of a RefSeq genome assembly